Corvus hawaiiensis (hawaiian crow) is the source of this 2094-nucleotide messenger RNA. RefSeq names its product homeobox B1 (gene HOXB1). NCBI's taxonomy places the organism in Eukaryota, Metazoa, Chordata, Aves, Passeriformes, Corvidae. Gene Ontology annotation, molecular function: DNA-binding transcription factor activity, RNA polymerase II-specific; RNA polymerase II cis-regulatory region sequence-specific DNA binding. Gene Ontology annotation, biological process: regulation of transcription by RNA polymerase II. The transcript is spliced from 2 exons. Gene Ontology annotation, cellular component: nucleus. The record is from RefSeq and is a predicted model, not a curated record. The coding region runs from base 101 to 1003 and encodes 300 amino acids.
UGCCUGGAAGGAAGUUUUACAGCUUUGACAUACUACCCAAAGGUUGUAGGGCAGGCGGGAUCCCCCCCAAAACAGGCUGACCCUCCUCCAUCAGUGGCAGAUGGACAAUACCAGGAUGAACUCCUUCUUAGAGUACGCAAUUUGUAACCGCGGGACGGGCGCCUACCACCACUUAGAGCCGGGCUCCCCUUCCUUCCCCCCGUGCUCAGGUAGCCCCGGCAGUGACACUUUGAGCUUCGGCCUGCCGGGCACCGCGGCCGCUGUCGCGCAUCUCCCCCAGCAGAGCUUCCACCCUCCCUCCUGCGGCCGCUCGGGCCCCUUCGCUGGGACUACCCCGGGCUACCCAGCGCAGGCCGGCGGCCCCGGCUACGGCCACCAGCAGCUCUACCUCGGCCAGCAGGACGCGGACGGGCCGUACUUCCAAGCGGCCGGGUAUCCCUCGGGCACGGGCUUGGGAUCCGGCCUGGCCGAGAGCUACUGCGGGGCCGCGGGGCAGUUCCAGCAGCAGCCGCUGUUCGGGCAGGAGCAGCCCGGGUACCUGCCCGGCCUUUACGGCGGCCUCUCGCCUUCUCUGCACGAGGAGCAGGAGCCGCCGGGCCCCCCCGAGCCGUGCCCCAACGCCGGCGCGGCGCAGACCUUCGACUGGAUGAGGGUGAAGAGGAACCCCCCCAAAACAGGCAAAACGUCCGAGUUCGGGCUCCUGGGGCAGCCCAACGCCAUCCGCACCAACUUCAGCACCAAGCAGCUGACGGAGCUGGAGAAGGAGUUCCACUUCAACAAGUACCUGACCCGGGCCCGCAGGGUGGAGAUCGCCGCCACCCUGGAGCUCAACGAAACCCAGGUCAAGAUCUGGUUCCAGAACAGGCGGAUGAAGCAGAAGAAGAGGGAAAAGGAAGGGCUCGCCCCGGCCGCUGCCUGCAGGGCGGCGAAGGAAGCGGCCGAAGCCUCGGAUCAGUCCAACUGCACCUCCCCUGAGGCCUCCCCCAGCUCGGGCUCCUCCUGAAACCUCGGCCCGGGGCUGUCCCCGAGGGGCUGCGGAGCCCCCCCGCAGGAACACGAGCCCCCCACGCGCAGCCCCGACCCCGUGGGAGGGGAGCCGCGCGUCCCUCCGAGCAUCCCCGGCUGUCCCCACGCGUGGGACACCGAUGGUCCCGCUCGCAUCUCUCUCUCUUAAUUUAUAGCCCCUCUGGAAAGCGCUGGACUCCCAAGGAGCGGCCGUGUCCUGUGUCCGUAGCAAUUUCCGUGUCUCAGGGACGUUUCUCCUCUUCCCUUCCCUCUAGGAACUGCACUUUCAACUACAGACAAACUUUAAAACGAAUUUAGUUCUCUCCCCCCUUUUGAAAAACGCGCACAACGACUUUUUUUUCCCCCUCCCCCUGCCCGAAUCCCUCGCUCGAUGCGUUUUUCCUCCUUAUGAGAUUGUAAAAAAAAAAAAAAAAAAGGGGGAAAAGAAAGUUUUGGGCAUUUUUCCCCCCCUUCCUUUCCCUUUUACUUCCUGUUUGUGUAUCUUGGAACGAGACCUGAGGUGCCCAAGACGCUCGAGGCCUCUGCAAAGACCCAAACCCCGAGGAAAAAGAGGAAAAAAAAAAAGAAAAAAAGGAAAUUUCUGCUCCCAUUUUGCACUAUUUCUGCUUUACAGGGUUUUUUUUGUUGCUGUUGUCCACGCGAUUUUUGCUGCUGCCGGCGGAGGAGGAAGGAGCGGGGCCGGGGGGAAAGUGUGAUUUGUGUUAUCAGAGAAAAGGAGCCCAGGCUGAGCUCGGGGGGCUUUGGGGGCUGUCGCAGGAGGGUGGAUGGGGACAAGGCUGCGGGGGGGCCGCGAUUUAUUUGUGCUCCCGACAGCCUCAAAGCUCGGAGCGCGUUCCUCGCACCCCGCACCCUCUCAGGCUUAUCAGAGCCAGAUAAAGCCGCGCUCCAACCCAAACGCCCUCCCUGCCUCCCUCGCGAGGAGUUCGAGAAGGGAAAACCAGGGCGAGUGCUGUUAAAAAUGGUUUGAAUUAUCGGCCAAACCCGAGCGGUUCCUCCAGCGGAAUCUCCCGUUCCCCCUCCCGCUCCCUCCCCCGACAUGGAACUACCUCAGCCCAAUAAAGUUGACUU